Sinocyclocheilus rhinocerous is the source of this 8820-nucleotide messenger RNA. RefSeq names its product neural-cadherin-like. The annotation marks the transcript as partial. The record is from RefSeq and is a predicted model, not a curated record. Gene Ontology annotation, cellular component: catenin complex; plasma membrane. The transcript is spliced from 31 exons. Gene Ontology annotation, biological process: cell migration; homophilic cell-cell adhesion; multicellular organism development. Gene Ontology annotation, molecular function: cadherin binding; beta-catenin binding; calcium ion binding. Lineage: Eukaryota; Metazoa; Chordata; Actinopteri; Cypriniformes; Cyprinidae.
GUCCUGACUGGUAUACGGUGAGAGUGGAUUUGACGGUGAUGGAUGUCAAUGAUAAUGCUCCAGAAUGGACGAUGGUCCCAUUCCCCUACCUGAGUGUGGUCUCUGCUAAUGCCCCACCAAGCACUCUAGUCUACAAGCUUCAAGCCAGAGAUGGUGAUGAGGGCAUCAAUGGAGAGGUGGAAUACUUCCUGUCUGAUGGAGGUGACGGGAGAUUUGAGGUGGACAGGAAGAACGGUUAUGUGCGGACGACAGGCCUCCCCCUGCAGAGAGACAGAGAAUACCAGCUCACAGUGGUGGCUGCUGAUCGGCAGAGCAGCCGCAGUCCUCCCGCUGUAGUGUCCAUCAUCGCUGGCCCUAGAGCUCCUCAAUUCACCAACGUGUCUUAUACAAUUUCCAUACCAGAAAAUACACCAGAAGGCCAACCCUUGGUUUUUCGCUGGCUGCGUGCUAUCUUGUCUUAUGUGAACACGCGGCUUAUGAGUUUUGACCAGCACCGCUACCUGCUGCUGGUGCGGGCCAGUGAGAAUCAGGACAGUCUCAGCAGUGCUGCCGAGGUGCGAGUGAUCAUCAUGGAUGAGAAUGACUGUGUUCCAGAAUUCCAGCAGUCCAUUUAUAGCAAAGACGGUGUCCCUGAGACAGUCACGACCGCAACGUCACUUCUGCAGGUAUCAGCCAACGAUUGCGAUUCGGAGCAGAAUGCAGAUAUCACAUACUACACGCUUAGUCCAGAUUUCAUCAUUUCAGCACAUGGCACCAUAUUCCCGGCAGGCCCUCUGGAUUACGAGAGGCCCAACCACCUGUAUGAAUUCGUAGUGAUGGCGGUGGAUAAGGGCGAGGUGCCCCGCACCGGCACGGCCACCGUGCGUCUUCGUAUGGCCAAUGUCAACGACGAGCCUCCGGAGUUCUCGCAGCCUGUGUAUCGAACCUUUGUCUCUGAGGACGCAGGGCCCAACACUCUGGUUGCAACGGUGCUGGCCAAGGACCCAGAUGGAGAUGGGAUCACAUACAAAAUUACAGCAGGCAAUGAGGAGGGCAACUUUGUCAUCGACAGCCAGAAAGGAUUGAUCCGUCUCCGCUCCAGCCCGUCUCCUAGACUUCAGGGAGUAAAGUACGUCCUGAACGUUACGGCAUCAGAUGAUAACGCCUCCGGUGGGCCGCAGUCACUCUCCGCCAUUGCCCAGGUCAUUGUAGGAGUUGACGAUGUGAACAACAACAAACCUGUGUUUGAAAAGUGUGCCGAGUAUAAAGAGAAGGCAUCAGUUCUGGAAAAUAAGCCAGUGGGAACAUUUGUGCUGCAGGUCCAUGCGGAUGAUAGGCAGAGAGAGUAUGCAGUAACAGUGACGGCCACGGACCAAGCGGCGGACCCCCUCAUAGGCAUCUGUCAACUCAACAUUCUUAUCCUCGACGAGAAUGACAACAGCCCCAAAUUUGAGAACUUGCACUACGAAUCUCCAAGGACCUACAUCAGCAGGCAGAUCAUCGCUACAGAUGGAGGGAAUCGGAGCAGUUCAGUCGAGCUGGCAGUCACCAUCACCAAUGUGAAGAACCAGCCUCCACAGUGGGAGAAGGACAAAUAUGAGGUCGUCAUACCUGAAAACACUGUCAGAGACACUCCAGUUGUGACUAUCAAGGCCACUUCUCCGCUGGGUGACCCGAGGGUGACUUAUAACUUGGAAGAUGGAUUGGUGCCAGAAAGCAACAUGCCUGUUCGUUUCUACCUAACCCCGAAUCGUGAAGAUGGCUCUGCCUCUAUACUUGUCACAGAGCCCUUGGACUAUGAGACCACCCGCAACUUCAUGCUUAGGGUUCGAGCUCAGAACGUGGCUCCUGUGCCCCUGGCGGCCUUCACUACUGUUCACAUAAACAUCACAGGUAAAGGACAUCUACGUGGCCUGGCACAGCAAAAACAGCCUAAUAAUCCAACCACCCGCAACUUCAUGCUUAGGGUUCGAGCUCAGAACGUGGCUCCUGUGCCCCUGGCGGCCUUCACUACUGUUCACAUAAACAUCACAGAUACGGCGUAUGUGCGUAUUUUCAUCAGCGACGUGAAUGAUAACAAGCCGGUGUUUGCGCAGUCCGUGUAUGAGGUUGACGUGGAUGAGGAUGCUGACGUGGGCUCCACCAUCCUCACUGUCAGCGCUAAUGAUGAAGAUGAAGGUGCUAAUGCCAAGUUGCGCUACCAGAUUACAUCAGGCAAUGUGGGAGGUGUUUUUGACAUGGAGCCCGAGGUGGGAACCAUCUUCAUCGCCCAGCCGCUGGAUUAUGAACAGAACAAGCUCUAUAAGUUGCACGUCUUGGCGUCUGAUGGGAAGUGGGAAGAUUAUGCUACUGUAAUAGUCACCAUUGUGAAUAAGAACGACGAAGCACCUGUGUUCUCUGUGAACGAGUACUAUGGCAGCGUGACAGAGGAGCUGGACGGUUCUCCUGUCUUUGUGUUGCAGGUAACAGCAUCUGACCCAGAUAAGGAUGCUGACCAGGAGGCCUUGAGAUAUUCCCUUCAUGGUCAAGGUGCUGAGAGCGAGUUCAUCAUUGAUGAGAUGACAGGGAAGAUUUAUGCUCAGAGAACAUUAGACCGCGAGGCCCGGGCAGUGUGGCGUUUUGUGGUCCUGGCCACAGAUGAAGGCGGCGAGGGACUAACAGGAUUCACCGAUGUCAUUAUCAAUGUGUGGGACAUAAACGACAACGCUCCUCUUUUUGCUUGUGCCCCGGACAAUUGCAAUGGCGACGUGGCUGAGAACUCCCCGCCUGGCACUUCCGUGAUGGAGAUGACAGCCACUGAUCUGGAUGAUGCAGCUGUUGGACAAAACGCAGUGUUGGCCUAUAAGAUCGUAGGUAAUGCCGCCCUUAAUGGCGCUAAUAGUGGAGCAGAUGUUUUCAGCAUCAAUCCCGCUACUGGGACGGUUUCAGUGGCAAUGUCUGGUCUGGACAGGGAGCAGACCGACUCGUAUAUCUUGGUGGUGGAAGCACGAGAUGGUGGAGGUAUGAUAGGAACGGCCACCGCCACUAUACACGUGACAGACGUCAAUGACCACGUUCCGCAUUUCCUGGACCGCUCGUGCUCCAUACGCAUUCCUGAGAGCAGUGAGCCCAACACACCAAUCAUAGAACUUGCCGCAGAGGAUGCAGAUGCUGGAGAGAAUGGCCAGCUGACCUUCAGUGUGGUGGCCGGUGAUCCCGAACAGAAGUUUUACAUGGUGAGCCAUCGACAGGAGCAGCGCGGGACCCUUCGUCUCAAGAAGCAUCUGGAUUACGAAAGACCGGGCGAGCAACGCUUCAACCUCACCAUCAAAGUGGAGGAUAUGCAGUACUCCAGCUUGCUUCACUGCACGCUAGAGGUCGAAGACUGCAACGACCACGUGCCAGUCUUCAUUCCUCACUUUCUACAGCUUCCUGCCGUACGAGAGGAUGUCGCUCCAGGAACCAGCGUGGCAAGUGUGGCUGCCACUGAUUUGGACUCGGGGUUGAAUCGCGAGAUCACUUAUAGCAUUGCUCCGGAGUCUGAUCCGUACCAUCUGUUUUCUGUGGACCAGUCGGGGUUGGUCACUGUGGCUAGUGAGCUGGACCGGGAAAAGGUCGCACAGCAUCACUUGGUUGUACUUGCGACAGACCACGGCACACCACCGUUGACUGGCACUGCAACUAUCCAGAUGGCUCUGCUGGAUGUCAAUGACAACGGCCCUGAGUUUGAGGCUGUGUACGCACCAAUAGUGUGGGAGAACGUUUUGGGCCCGCAGGUUGUGCGGCUUAACCAGAGCUCCACGUUAUUGAGAGGCGUGGACCAAGAUUCAGAGGAGAACGGCUCACCCUUUUCCUUCUCUGUGCCUCUGGAGUAUCGUUACAGCAAUGAUUUCCACCUGCAGGAUAAUGGGAAUGACACGGCCACCAUCACCGCCCUGAGAGCAUUCGACAGGGAAAGACAGAAAGAGUUUCUACUACCUGUCAUCAUGACCGAUAGCGGCAGUCCACCGAAGACCGUCACAAACACCCUCACUAUCACCAUCGGUGACGAGAAUGACCACGCCCACAUAGCUGGACAAAAGAAAGUGUCCAUCAACUGUCACAGAGGGAGAAUGCCAACCAAUGUACUGGGGAAGGUUUACUCACCAGAUCCAGAUGACUGGGAUAACAAGACGUAUGCCUUCGAGGGACAUGUUCCUAAUUAUUUUAUCCUGAACAAGCGGACAGGGUUCCUCAUCAUAAAGGAGAACGCUCCUCCUGGGAGUUAUGACUUUCAGGUUCGAGUGUCAGAUGGGGUGUGGCCGGAUGCCAUCUCUAGCGUGAAGGUGAAUGUGAAAGAGCUACGGGACGAUGCCAUCUACAACUCAGCCUCUUUGAGAUUAGCAGACAUCUCCGCCACAGAGUUCAUGGAACGCCGUAGCAAUCUGAAGAGCAGGUACGAGCUGCUUGGCGACUUCCUGUCAGACAUGCUGUCUGUGGGGGCAGACGACGUCAACAUUUUCAGUCUGGUGGAAGUGCGGCACAGGACUCUGGAUGUGAGGUUUUCCGUUCACAGCACGCCGUUCCUCAGGGCCGAGAGAGUCCAUGGAUACCUUGCAGCUCAUAAACAAAAGCUCCAGUCUUUUCUUCAAGUGAACGUGACCCAGGUUCAUGUAGAUGAGUGUGUGGAUGCAGACUGUCGGGGAGGAGGGGGCUGCACCAGCCAUCUGAGCGUGACUGACAAGCCGGCGGUGGUCGACUCAGGCAGCAUGGCUCUGGUGUCAGUGACUGUGGAAGCCACAGCUGUCUGCAGUUGCUCGGCACGUGAACACCUCCACCAGAGCUGCUCUGUCUAUCCCAGAAACCCCUGCCACAAUGGAGGAGUCUGUGUGGACACGCAGAGUGGAUACAGAUGCCAGUGCCCGGCUCAGUUUGAGGGACCCGAGUGCCAGCAGACAAAACACAGUUUCCAUGGCAAUGGCUAUGCUUGGUUUCCCCCUAUAAGGCCAUGCUUCGAGAGCCACCUCUCGCUGGAGUUCAUCACAGAGGUGGCAGAUGGCUUGCUGCUCUACAGCGGACCCCUCUCCCAGCUUCAGCCGUGGGAGCCGGAGGACUUCAUGGCCAUAGAACUGAUCGACGGCACCCCCACCCUGAAAAUUAACCACGGCUCGGGUACAUUGGUCCUGCAGUUGCCGGGCAACGUGAACGUAGCGGAUAGACGGUGGCACAGACUGGACGUGAGGAGCAACAGCAAAGAGGUUCGUUUUACACUUGACAGGUGCGCAGGAGCCACUAUCAUGGAGAUGGAGGGAGUGGGCAGCUGGCUAACUACUGAAGACCACACUUCCUGUGAAGUUACUGGCAUCACACCAAAUAUGGACAAGCAUCUGAACGUGACACAGGUGCUUCAGCUAGGAGGAGUGAAUGAGAACCUGCCAUAUAUCUACCCUCAACUACAACACAAGCACUUUACUGGCUGUAUCCGAAACCUCGUUGUGGACAGCAAGUUUUAUGACCUCGGUUCACCAGCUGAUUCCUCUGGCAGUGCUCCGGGAUGUCUGAUGACGGACAAUAGCUGUGUGAACAUGGGUUUUCCUUCCUGCGGGACCCGGGGGCGCUGCCACGGAGAGUGGGGUUCCUUCAGCUGUCAGUGCAUACCUGGGUACAGCGGGCAUCAGUGUGAAAAGGAGGUCCCGGAGUAUUCUUUUGAUGGAAGGAGUCACAUACACUUUCAGCUGGCCUUCACGCUCCCGGCCAGACACACGCAGGUUCAGGUCCUGGUCCGGACACGCAAACAUAGCAGCUCUAUCCUCAGCCUGCUGUCUAAAGAACAGAAUGAAUAUCUCAAACUGGAGAUCUAUCAGGGUCUGUUAAGUGUCUUCUUCAACCUCGGUGAUGGGGACUUCAACUUGACAGUGCCCUCUUAUCGUUUAGACAAUGGAGAGUGGCAUGACAUUCACUUAGAUCGGCAUGACAAUGAGUUGACCCUGCGUCUGGAUGGCGGGGGAGGACGGCGAGAGGUCACGGGAUCGCCGGGUCGCAGUCGGGAGAUUGUUAUUGAUCCCGCUGUGGUGAUGCUGGGCAACUCGUUCCCCUCAGGACACAACAAGAGCUUCCAAGGCUGUAUGCGGGACCUGAGACUCAAUGGGCGGUUUAUUCCUCUGGACGGUCAGGCCAGAGAGGGGGUAUCGUUGGUCAGUUCUCAAGGUGUGUCUCUGGGUUGUUCCUCUGACUCCUGCCGGAAAAAACAAUGUAGUCCCCCCUUUACUUGCGUGGACCUGUGGAGAAUCCAUGAAUGCAGGUGUCCCCCAGGUCACAUGGUCAAGGCAAACUCCACUGGUAAAUUCUGUGUGUACACGCUCUGUGCCAGCCGCCCAUGUCACAGGGGCACUUGUGUGGCACAGUCUCCCACCAAAUUCACAUGCCACUGUCCAGAGGGCUACCGCGGCCGGCACUGUGAGGUGACGCUGGCCAUCUACCGAGAUGACGUGGGCCUCAGUUUCAGCUCCCUCUUUGCCAUAUGCAUCUGCUUUAUGGCCCUACUAGUGCUGCUGUUGGGGAUUUUCCUGUACACACGCUGGCGGAGCUAUAAGGGGCUGAAGGAGGGCGUAUAUCACGUGUCUGCGCACCAUGACGGAUGGGAGGACAUUCGAGAGAACGUGCUCAACUACGACGAGGAGGGCGGCGGGGAGGAGGAUCAGAACGCCUAUGACAUGGCAGAGCUCCAGAAGUCCCUGCAGCCCAGCCCGGCCCAGUCGGUGCAGUACAGCCGGUCGCGAGCCCUCCACCACCACCCUCCCUCCCAGCAGCAACAGCAACACUUUUGCCAGCCUGACCCCCCCUCCAGAGCGGGCACGGCCACCACCACCUCCUCGGGAACAGCCACCAUCCGAAGGGACGUACCCCCCUGCCGCUCUCCGGCUCAAGGCCAGACUGCAAAUCCCAGCCAAGCGGCCCAGCUGGCCCGCAAGAGCUUGUCGUUCUCCAGCCAGGACCUGGCUCGCUACCUGUGUGAAAUUAUCCGUGAUGCCGACCAGCACCCGGAGACGGCGCCCUUCGACUCGCUGCAGGUCUUCUCCACCGAGGGGGGUGGGUCGCUGGCCGGGUCACUGAGUUCCUUCAGCUCCGCUGGGCUGGAAGAGGGAACGGCGGCGGGUCACGAGUGUUUGAAAGAGUGGGGGCCGCGCUUCGAGAAGCUGAAAGCCCUCUACGAGCGGGCCGAGGGCAGUGACCUCUAAGGAACUGCCGGGAAGAGUUCCUGCAGCGUGAGGAGAGGAGGGAGACCACCAAAGACUUGUCUAAAAACCAGAGGGAUUUUUCUUAUGCCGAAAAUUCCUACGCUUUGGCUUUCUCUGGAUGCAUUACUUCAUGCUAGACACUCUCUCUGCCUAUGGAGGUGGGUGACAUUUGGGACUCUCAAUGAGUAGCAAAUGGGAAGUGCUAAUCCAGGACACCGCAAAUUGUGGUCAUGGCAGAUUUUAAGCCCAGAACGGGCAUCUUUAUUAAAGUGAUUUGCAGAUGACAAUGAUUUUAGUGGAACCAUUUGUUGUCUUUGUGACUAUCACUGGCGGAGCGCUUUGGACGUGUUCUAUAUGUCUGUAUGUUCUAUAUGUUCUUAAAUAAAAGAAAGACGGCAAGAAAAAUAAACUGCUGUGCUCAGAUGCGACUAGGAAGGGGUUUGUCCUCCUCCUUCACGGGCCGCAUUCUGAAAUCAGUUCACCACUUGUUCUGUCAGGGUGGCCACUUGUGUUCAUCAAUCAUAACGUCAUACUUGGAUACUGUUGAUUUUUUUCCUAUUUGCUCAGCCCUCCGCUUAGAUUCUAUUCACUCGGAUGCGAGGAUGAAAGAGGCAGUCUGCGGGAAAAAAAGACCAAUAAAAACUGAAGAUGAGUGAAAAACACUGAGGAAAAUGAAACAGAAAGCAGCCUUAUUGUUUGGCAUUUUAGGAGACAUUCCUUGGGAAUACAAAUUGUGUCCUCUCUUUCUAGCCAAAAAGGAGCGAAGGAACGGCUGGAAUAAAAAUGUGGCUGAGGCACAAGACUGAGUGGCUGGCAUGAGAUGGAAGUUUUCUGUAGCUGAAAACUAUCGAAAACUCUCUUGGCUCUCACGGUUUGCUGAGCGGUAGCAAUCAGAGUCUGCCAAGCUAAAGAAUAGCCAUUAAGACAAAUGAACGAAUGUGUGUGUUGUUCCAUGUGAUCAACUCAAACGUGAUAUCGAGCUCUGCUGGAGGAGCUUUCAGCACUGGAGUGAGCUUACAGUCCAGUUUGCUUCCUUUCGAAAGUAUUGUAUUAUUAACCAAACCAGCUUACUCAACUGUAUUGUCAUUUCCUGUUCUACUAUAAAUAACCGCUUGUAUCCCAUCACAUUAUUCGGCACUGCAGUGAAAGAAAUGGGCCUCGGCACCAGGUGCAUUCUGGGAAUGGCGGGCCAGCGGUUUCAGACCCUGAGCACCUCCCAUGUAACAUGUUUAAUGGGCUUGUGAACGCAUGUGGUGAGGCUGCAUGGGGUGAAGGAAAAGCAAGGCAAGCUUGUGUGUGCGCAAAUGGAAUAACUAAAAGUCUCCCCCAGUGAGGCCUCAAAUGCCAACCUUGUAUUUUAUGCAUUUUAAGGCAAUGUUUUUUGCCCUCCUUUUAUCAUUUCGGUUAAUUUUUUUUCCGGAGAAUGCCGUAUGUGGAGCAUGACAGGCUGGCUGAGGAGAGUGGAGCGAGUAGGAGUGUGUUAAAAGACAUCAGAGUGCUAAUCCUAAUGUGAACUGAUCGCUCACUGUCAUGCUGUGAACCAAAGGAUCAUGGGAGUUGGAAAACUUGAUGGAGAAGUCGUCACUCUUAUUACGGAUCUCAAAAAGUGCCAAUAUUUCCAAAGGCAGCAACAAGAGUAUAAAAA